CAGAGGAGGGGGGGGGGGCACUGUUGUCAUUCGUCAGGGCUGUGUGUCGAGCUUUUGUCCAAGAGAAAUGGCUGGGAUUAAAGCUCUCAUAAGCCUGUCCUUUGGAGGAGCCAUUGGCCUCAUGUUCCUCAUGCUAGGAUGUGCCCUCCCUGUGUACGAUAAAUACUGGCCUUUGUUCCUGCUCUUCUUCUACAUCCUGUCGCCCAUCCCUUACUGCAUCUCGCGGAGGGUGGUCGACGACACAGACUCGGCCAGUAACGCCUGCAAAGAGCUGGCCAUCUUUCUCACGACGGGCAUCGUCAUUUCAGCCUUCGGCCUGCCCAUCGUCUUUGCAAGAGCUGAAGUAAUCGCCUGGGGAGCGUGUGCGCUCGUGCUAACGGGUAACAUAGUCAUCUUCGGGACUAUCCUGGGCUUCUUCCUGGUCUUUGGAUCCAACGACGACUUUAGUUGGCAGCAGUGGUAAAACAGCGGAGGGAAGGGGACCUUAGUCUGAACUGUUUUUAUUAGCGUUACGAUUAUUAUUAUUAUUAUUAUUAUGAUAUUACUGUUUGGUUUUUGUUGUUGUUAUUUAUAUGAUGACCACCCAUCCAUAGACUCACACCAAACCAGUGCAAUACUUUCUUUUUCUUUUUUUUACCACCUGCAUCAUAUUGAACAGACACAAGUGGGAUGGAAAAUGCUGACUUUCAGUUGGAUUUUUAUUAAUUUUAGUAAUGCUCUCUCUGACUUGUGGUUGUGGGUUUUCUCCAUUUGUGCCCGCUUUCGUUCUGAGCGUUCUAAGCUGGUGAGCGCCUGUGAACAACUGCUUGUGUUAUUUGUGAAAAGCCCUGGAUGAAGCUUUCUUUAUACUAAGGGCACAGAUGGGUGUGCAUUUCCACUCCAUGCGCUGUGUUGAGUGAAAAUCAGCUGAAAAUCUUCACAGUACAAGCUCAUAUUUCACCUCUUAUGAUAAGAAAAAGCUCUAUUUCCAUUUGGUACAAGUUAUUUUGAUUGAAACUGUCUUUCUUUAGGUUUCUGCUAUUGUCAUGCUAUCAUUGCUAAGCUGUGAGAGCAAACAACUCUAGAAGAUCAGAUGCGUUUGUGAAAGAACUGGGGUGUUACAACCCUAACUCAUCUUUCAAACCCUGUUAUAUGUGUUGAUUUGAUUUAAAAUCAGUCUUUUCAGCAGCAUGUUCUUUCUUUCUGUUUGGAGCAUGUUGGAAAUAAGUGUUUACACUUUAACAUGUUAUCCUUUGGAUUUUGUUACAUCUGCAGCAGUCCAUAAAAAAAUCACACGUCAUCACACAAACUAAGGAGACGAUGUUCAGGAGUGCUUGUUUCCUCUGAACCCUGAGGAGAGGAUUCAUUCACCAUUACUGCAGAGAUCAAAUUAAACUGACUUGAUGAUUUCCCAGGUGCCAACUGGAUGUAGGCUGCUUAUUCACAUUUACUGUGCACACGAUCGCUCUUACCUCUCUCAAAGUAUGGGUAAGCCUGGCCUAUUAACGUCAAGAAAGCAUGAAAAGCCUAUAGUAGCCGCCAGCUAGCGUAGGAUUAGCAUGCGGACAGCAGCCUUCUUGGAAUCUCAGCCAAGCUAAGAACUGGGCUAUUUAUAAUAAAGGCCAAGUCAGUAACAAAGCUUUUAAAUUUGACUCCUUUAAAGUAAAAGCAUCUUACACCUAAUGUUAAUGUAUUUCUCUCUUUUCUCCUACACCAGCAUCUUCAUGAUGAAAACACUUUUUUAUGUUUUAUGAUUUGUUUUGGUUUUAAGUGUUUCUCUGUUCUCCGGACAAUUGAGGACUGUUGAUGUAAGCUGUUGUGUUGGCAGCUUUGGGAUCAGAACAGCCUGCAGUCAGUCAGGUGCAGCACAUGUAUUAGUGGUAGCUAAAAAAGGAAGUUAGCAUCUGCUGCCUUGUUGAAGCACUGGUGUGUUGAAAGGAUGGUUGAGUGUCGAACAUUUCCUUUUCUGAUGUUGGUUUUGUUGCUGUUGUUUUUGUUUUUGUGGAUGGCUCAGUUUGAAUAUGUGCUCUCUGGAAGAUUAAAAACUAGAUUUUUUUUAAUGACACUGAAGUAGCAUAAUAAAGUUAUAAUUGUGUCCCAUGAUUCCAAGUUUUGCUGUGUGUUAAAGGCCAGCCCAAAGGUACGUUUACCAUGGAUUACCAUGCACCGUAGAUUUCCAGUGAAACUUUUAACGCUUAAUUAAAUUAAGAAUUUUUUUCUUAUUUUUAAAACUUGACCACUUAUUUAAGGAAUAAUUCAACAUUCACUUUUCUUUCAAGAGUUAGAUGAGAGGAUUGAUACCACUCCACAUGGUAAUGGAGCCAGACACAAGAUAUGAUUAGCCUAGCUUAGCAUAAAGAGUGGAAGCAAGGAGUAAACAUGUUAUGUUUGUUUAAUCCAGCUGUAUUGUGCUUAUUUGCCAAGAUGGUGAACUAGUCAAGUCACAUUAAAAGCUACAAUUUCUAAAGAAGAACAAAAAAAUUAAACCCUUAUUUAGACCACAAUUCUUAUGGUAUUUCUUUCACACUCUGGGAAGAGAAAAGCAUUGGAAAUCUGCCUCAGGAACCCAUGACUAAAAAUACUGACACCUGGGUUCUGGCACUACAAAUUGGCAUUAACACUUCAAACACACUGUAAUAUCGUUAAUAGUACCUUUCUUGUCUGUUGUGCGACUCUUCCAGAGAUCACAACCUCAGUAAAGGCAUUGAUUGUAUUAAAAGCACCAUUAUGUUGGCAGCUGAUGACAGAAAACUGACAUGAUUUGUGCAUAUUAUUAUGUAACACCGCUUUGAAUCUGUUUUAACAUGCUAUCAACAGUAGAUUCACCCACUGGUGGUAGUCUGUAAGCCAGUCUAUGGUUGGACAAGCAGGGUAACUCCAUAUUGUGUUCCUAAGACGUGAACGUCUGUAAUACACUGUAUGUAUUUUAAGCUCAGUUUCUCAAAUGUUCUCUAACCGUCUGUUUUGUAGUCUGAUGUUAACUCCCUGAUGUGACAGAAUCUGGUGUGUAGCUGUGGGACGGGUUUCUCUUGUGUUUCUGUUUUGAGAGAGAUUUUAUGCUUUUUUUUCUCACAGAUUUGGGAGGAUAUUUUAUUUAUUUAUUUUAUCACAUAAUGCUUUGUGUCAAUGUCCAACGCCAUUUUCCGUCCACCACUUUUGUGUUAAAGAGGCUGAAGUCAGCAUGGUGGUUUUCUUUUUUAAUAAAUGCCAUUUUUGAACAUCC
Molecule: messenger RNA, 3202 nt
Organism: Micropterus salmoides (largemouth bass)
Lineage: Eukaryota; Metazoa; Chordata; Actinopteri; Centrarchiformes; Centrarchidae
Gene: leprotl1
Product: leptin receptor overlapping transcript like 1
Exons: 4
Coding region: 68-463 (131 amino acids)
Biological process (GO): late endosome to vacuole transport via multivesicular body sorting pathway; negative regulation of growth hormone receptor signaling pathway
Cellular component (GO): endosome
Source: RefSeq, a predicted model, not a curated record